CGGCGAAUCAACUCACGGAGUGAAUGUAGAACGGAAAACAAUUGCGAAAUACAAUUACAGGGAAGGUCUUUCUGGGUACGGUGUGACGAAUUCUCGUAAUUUAUCAUGGAUAUCGUCAGCCUUCUCAUCACUUUUGUCAGUCUGUUUAGCCUAACAGGGGCACUUCAAUGCUACAAAUGCGAUGACUGUAAAAAAAAUACGGACAACACUGAAACAUGUAAUAUUUUACACCAGUUUGCCAACGCACAAUGUGGAAAAUUCAUUGUGAAUGGAGUUGUUAGUCGAGGAUGUACUAACGAGGCGACGUGUACAAUAGGGGGCGUUUUUGUGAACGAGUGUUCUCCUGGUAACGAGGAUAACUGCUACAAAUGCUGCUCAACUGACCUGUGUAAUGCUGCCACCUCGAGUGUCAUCUCUGCCUCAGUUACCAGUUGCUUCGUUAUCAUUGCUACUACAAUGACGAUGUGGCUCCUUAAGUAGGGACAUACAUGCAAAAACUACGAGUGAACAUCAACCAAGCAUAGAAUUCGCAUAGUGUUAAGUUUUAACUAAUAUGUAAAAGAUAUUACUUCUUUGCCUGGUCAAUUUUAAAUUAUACUAAUACUAC
Messenger RNA from Anneissia japonica, 607 nucleotides. RefSeq names its product ly6/PLAUR domain-containing protein 1-like. The coding region runs from base 106 to 480 and encodes 124 amino acids. NCBI's taxonomy places the organism in Eukaryota, Metazoa, Echinodermata, Crinoidea, Comatulida, Comatulidae. The record is from RefSeq and is a predicted model, not a curated record. The transcript is spliced from 3 exons.